Messenger RNA from Danio rerio (zebrafish), 3968 nucleotides. NCBI's taxonomy places the organism in Eukaryota, Metazoa, Chordata, Actinopteri, Cypriniformes, Danionidae. The record is from RefSeq and is a predicted model, not a curated record.
GAUCUGAGAUAUAGGGGUGCUCAGUAUUAGACAAGGGGUGCUCUUCUCUGAUUUUGUCCUCCUCUGAAACCUUCUGCGGUCUCUCUCUGUGUGUGUCUGCCUAAUCAGCCCUUUUGUACUUCACAAACAAUCAUGAAAUUUUGAUCAGCACGCUGCUUCUUGCAGCUGCGCUGGAAUGAGAGGAUUAGAGCGUGUUGAAUCUAGGCUGCCGUCCGCGAGACCAGUGCGGGAUGCUACAGCGCGCAGGUUAAUUUCGUUAAAACGCCAACUCUGGACCCAAUAGAGAAGCUUAUCGCUCUGCUGGCCAGCCAGAGGGAAAGCCGUGGUAAUAUCGGACUCGAGCUUCAUGAUGGCUUCCUCUGAAGAACGACGUCUUGGGGAAGGUGGUGAAGAAUCAAUCGGCAGGUGAAUCUCUCCCCCUGUUGGGGAGGAUAAUGAUGCUACUGAGGAUAUGAGGAAACCGUUCUCUCUCCUUCUUCUCCCUCUGCGUUUUUCUACCAGGAGGGGGAAAUCGCUGAUCCGUUUCCAGCCAACAGAUUCCAACCGAGGGAGAACACUCACGACGCACACAGGUGCCCGUUUCUUUUGAGGAGCAAUGUGUGUGUGUGUGUGUCUAAAUGCAUGAGAUUAGUGAUGUCAAGAGAACAACAGGGUGAAAGAAGCUGGAAGGUAUUCAGAUUCCUGGAGGGUAAUAGAUAAUCAUCAGACGCAGCGCUGCUCCUCCGGGUCAGUGGGAGAGAAAGAGAGAGAGAGAGAAAGGAGCGAGGGAAACAUUUGUGUGACGUGUGUGUGUAUGUGUGUGUGACAGCAGCGUUCCCUCAGUGCGUAGCGGAGAGACAGGUCUGUGCGCUGACACUCACUCCUGCGGGCUGAUGCGCUCUGGAGCUGCAAACAGGACACUCUGGGAAACGCGUGCCGCUCAAUCAUGCUUUGAAGACUCGCAUCUUUGCGCUACACGUGUUAAAUCGCAUAACUGCGUAUCCCUCUGCAUCUCAAUACCCUCCACGCGCUCGAGCAUUCGCGCAUACCAUGGAUUCUCUGGCCAAUGACACGGACGGACUGGAGAACUCUCUCAAGUACUCCAAGUGUGAUCAGACGGAGAAGAUGUGGAUUAGGCUGAAAGGAAUGCAGAAGUACAAAAACACAUCUCAAAGAUUGAGAUGUCUGGUGAAGCAGCUGGAUAAAGGGGAGGUAAAUGUCGUAGAUCUGAGGAAAAACAUUGAAUAUGCCGCAUCAGUUUUGGAGGCUGUGUACAUCGACGAAACAAGGAGGCUUCUGGACACUGAAGAUGAGCUCAGUGACAUCCAGGCGGACUCUGUACCCAUGGAGGUGCGGGACUGGCUGGCCUCCACCUUUACCAGGAAGAUGGGAGUGGUGCGCAGGCGGCCCGAAGAGAAACCCCGGUUCCGCAGCAUCGUCCACGCCGUUCAGGCUGGCAUCUUUGUGGAGCGAAUGUACAGAAGAACAUCCAACAUGGCAGGGUUGACCUAUCCGCCAUCUGUAAUUACUGCUCUAAAGGAUGUUGAUAAAUGGUCGUUUGACGUCUUCAAGCUCCAGGAGGCGAGCAGUGAUCACGCUCUGAAGUUUCUGGUCUAUGAACUCCUCACCAGAUAUGACCUGAUCAGCCGCUUCAGGAUACCAGUGUCCUCGUUGGUGUCCUUUGUGGAAGCUCUGGAAAUCGGCUACAGCAAACACAGAAACCCUUAUCAUAACCUGAUCCACGCGGCUGACGUCACACAGACGGCACAUUAUCUGAUGCUGCACACUGGCGUUAUGCACUGGCUCACUGAACUGGAAAUAUUGGCCAUGGUGUUUGCUGCUGCCAUUCACGACUUUGAACACACUGGAACAACCAAUAACUUCCACAUCCAGACCAGAUCAGAAGUGGCCAUCCUGUACAAUGACCGCUCGGUUCUGGAAAACCACCACGUGAGCGCAGCCUACAGACUCAUGCAGGAGGAUGAGAUGAACAUUCUGGUCAACCUCUCCAAAGAUGACUGGAGGGAGCUGCGCACGCUGGUCAUCGAGAUGGUCAUGAGCACUGAUAUGUCCUGCCAUUUCCAGCAGAUCAAGACCAUGAGGAACUCUCUGCAGCAGCCUGAGGGAAUAGACAAGGCUAAGGCGUUGUCUCUGAUGCUGCACGCGGCCGAUAUCAGUCAUCCUGCGAAGGGCUGGAAGCUGCACUACCGCUGGACUCAAGCCCUCAUGGAGGAGUUUUUCAGACAGGGGGACAAAGAGGCAGAACUAGGACUGCCUUUCUCUCCACUCUGUGACCGCAAAGCCACCAUGAUCGCCCAGUCUCAGAUAGGAUUCAUUGAUUUUAUUGUGGAGCCCACAUUCUCUGUCCUGGUCGACACCACAGAGAAGAUCAUUAGUCCUCUCAUAGAGGAAGCUGUCAAAUCUGGAGGAGUGCGCAGGUCCAGUCUGACUGGUCGGGGAUCAGCGGCAGUGGUGGAGUCUGUUCAGAGACACAGUGACCGCGGCUCUAAUGAUGAGUGCGGAGGAAGCACAGAUUAUUCACUAUGUGGCAUCGACCAGAAACACGUCCGACAUCUGCUCUCUGAAAUCAUCCAGAACAACAAGGAGCGCUGGAAAGAGCUGUCUGUUCAAGAACUGGCCAACAAGCAGCACGAGAGAAUGUCAGACCUUCAGGAGGAGCCCAUGAGGAGCACGCAGCUCACCCUAUCCCAAGAGAAUCACGACUCUGAGUCCAAAUCCCUCAAUGAACUCAACAAUACAGACUCCACACACUCGUCCCAGGACUCUCUGGACCAGAGCUCUCAGUCCCCGACGGAGGGAGCCGGAGAUGCUUCCCCGGAGGAGCACAGCUCAGAAACGCUGCCCUGGAACGGCAAGAGCGCCUGAAUCUUUGCAGUCACAAAUGGGACGAUGUACAUAGCAUUGUCCUCAUUGUAUUGUACCGCUAUUAUACUCUCGGGCUGGAGGCGGACGUGAGGAUUGUCCACGGAGAGAUGAUGAUGAUGAUGUGCAGUGUUGUAAUGGCCGCCGUGUUAUUGCUGGAGACUUUCAGGAGGAUUCGAGUCUCUGAAAAAGCAACGCAACGCUGCCUAUAGUGCCCUCCGCUAACAUCGACUCCCUUGGUGAAUAUGAGAAGAGAAGGCUGUGGAAAAACAUAAUAUUUAAAUGUUUUUUUUAGAUGUUAGUAUCAGUAUCUUAAAGAUAUCUAUAAGCUUGUGUGGUACAAAAAAUAUAUAUAUUUUAGGAGAUAUAAACGUCUAAAGCUUGCACACUCAAAAUAUGGUUAAUUGGAUAUACUAAAUGUUUCUUAAGGUAAGUCGUUGCAAACAAUUUAUGUGGGCUGAAUUUUAAUAAACUAAUUAAAUUUAGCAAUGUUUAACUUGAUUUGUUUGUUUAAAUUCAGCCCAUAUAAGGUUUACAACCACUUACCCUAAAAAAAAGGGUAAAUCCAGUGAACCAUUUUUCUCAGUGCAAAGUGUAUUACUUACGUUACCUCGUACAUAAGUUUCUCGUCAAAUCUUCUGACCAAUCAAAUGCUCUCAAACAUCUGACAUGCCCCGCCCCCUUCAAUACUUCUCAUUUGCUGCGCUUGAGCUCAACCACUCUCAUUGGCAGAGCUGGGAUAAGAACAAAAAGCUAUUGGCUUUUUUUUUAAAGGGGGAGGAGCUCUCUGUCCCACCCUCUCUUCGUGUUUCAGUUCAGAUUACGUCAAACAUCAAAUCAAAAAAUGCACAUUACUAAACAACCUCAUGGGAGUUCACUUUUGAUCAAUUAAAAGAAAAAAAAAACACUUUUGUUGUUGCUAGAGUAACUGUGAUUUAAACUGUAAAGGCUCCUCCCUUUUCUCAAAAGGGGUGGGAAGAAGCAGUCAAUUUGCAUUUAAAGAAACACACACAUACACACACACAACAGCAUCUUUUCAACCUGAAAUGGGCAUUUUAAGGACAAAAUUAUUAGCCCCUUUACGCUAUUUUUUGAUCUACAGUCUA